Metopolophium dirhodum (rose-grain aphid) is the source of this 1165-nucleotide messenger RNA. RefSeq lists its product as uncharacterized. Gene Ontology annotation, molecular function: oxidoreductase activity. Bases 355 to 1047 code for a protein of 230 amino acids. The record is from RefSeq and is a predicted model, not a curated record. Lineage: Eukaryota; Metazoa; Arthropoda; Insecta; Hemiptera; Aphididae. The transcript has 2 exons.
UGAUUAGUAUUUGGUAUAAUCUGUGUUCUGUGGUAUAAUGUUUCGUAUCUUUUGUACCUAUUUAAACUCAUGCAAUAUUUUCGACCACAUACUAUAUAUUGUAUGUAUAUAUAGGUAGUUUGAUUAAGAUUCACAGAUAAAACUUAUUUAAUAUUAAAACUGAUAAAAUUAAACACGUAUGUUUUGAAGUUUGAACAUUAAACUUUAAAGUAUCCAUAAUCCAUAAACCAGGUACUUAAUAAGUAUUAAAUAAUAUUAUUAAAACUUGAAUUGAAAUAAUUGAUGAUUAAAAGUUACAGGUAAUUAACCUAAACGUUUGUAAAUUUAUAGUUUGUGUAUAACUUUAAUAGUAAAAUGAGUUUUCAUAGUAAAAUUGUAUUGAUUACCGGUGCUAGUUCAGGAAUCGGUGCAGCAACUGCAAUACACUUUUCCAAAUUGGGAGCAAAACUAGCACUUACUGGACGCAAUCUUGUCAACCUACAGAAUGUAGCCGAUCAAUGUGAAAAAAGUUGUUCACUAAAACCAUUUGUGAUUACUGGUGAUCUAACAAAUGAAGAUGAUACUAAAAAAAUUUUGGAUUCCACUAUUUCUCAUUAUAACCAACUGGAUGUUUUGGUGAAUAAUGCAGGUAUUUUAGAAAACGGAUCUAUUGAGUCUACAUCCCUCGAUCAGUAUGAUCGGGUAAUGAAUGCUAAUGUUCGAUCCAUCUAUCAUCUAACCAUGUUGGCUGUUCCGCAUUUAGUGAAGACUAAAGCAGUGGAUCAAUUUACAAGAUGUGUAGCAUUGGAACUGGCUCCAAAAGGAGUUCGUGUGAACAGUGUUAACCCAGGAGUUGUAGUUACAAAACUUUUAACAAGACAAGGAAUGAGUGAAGAAGACUAUUCAACAUUUUUAGAUAAAACCAAGUUCACGCAUGCGUUAGGAAGACCAGGCACCGUCGAAGAAGUUGCCAAAGCAAUUGCAUUUUUAGCUAGUAAUGAUGCUAGUUUUACGACUGGUGAUUCAGUUUUGGUUGAUGGAGGAAGACACGCUAUGUGCCCAAGAUAAAACACUUACUCAUGUGAUUUAACGGAAAAUCAUUUUUCAUUUGUUUGUAUAUUGUACAAAUAGAUUAAAAAUAAUAAAAAUAGAUUUUUUUGUAAUAAAGCUAUCUGGUCUAAAUUAA